This is a messenger RNA of Oryzias melastigma (Indian medaka), 3767 nucleotides long. Its product is annotated as tripartite motif-containing protein 16-like. The transcript has a single exon. The record is from RefSeq and is a predicted model, not a curated record. The coding region runs from base 1578 to 3239 and encodes 553 amino acids. Gene Ontology annotation, molecular function: zinc ion binding; protein binding. Lineage: Eukaryota; Metazoa; Chordata; Actinopteri; Beloniformes; Adrianichthyidae.
AUAAUCUUUUUCUAACACACUAAUGUGGCUACAUGUCACCAUGUAACCUGUAGGGGAGUGUUACUGGGAUUAUGGGGAAACUCUGAAGGUGACUCUGUUUUCAGCCAUUCAAACCUGUUAUUAGAAAGUGUUCAGGCUGUCUGGAAGCGUUUUGUCCGGCGGGGUCAGAGGUUGCUGUGUUCCUCUGUAGUUUGUGACAGACUGGUUUCCAUGCCACAUGCAGCAUGUGUGGAGGUUGCAUGCUUUUCUUUGCUCUGAUGGAUUUCUGCAGCUCAUAUCGUGCUUUUUUGUAUUCCACUGGAUCUCCAGACUUGAAGGCCUCACUCUUCAUCAAUUUUUGCUUUAUGUCCCCAUUGAACCAGGGCUUCUGGUUGGGAAACGUUCAAACAGUUCUGGGGGGUGCACAGAUGGACGUGCACCUACUGAUAGUCGUUGAGUGUCUCUGAGUAUUCAUGAAGGUCGUUAGUAACCUCUUUGAAGGUGCUCCAGUCUAUAGCCUCGAAACAGCCCUGCAGAGUGGCCUAUCAGUCCAGGUGCUAAUGGUUCUGACUGAAACUGGUUUUGUUUUCUGCCUUUUGUUGUAAACAGUUUUAGCAGAAUUGCCAGGUGGUCAGACUUUCCAAAGGGGGGUUGUGGCUCAGCUAAAAAGACACUUUUAACAUUACUGUAGUGGUCCAGUAUUUUGUUUCUGUUUUUGUUUAUUUGUUUAUUUUGUUUAUUUUGUUUUUGUUUUGUUGUUUAAAGUUUAACUUUAACUGCAACCUUUCAGUUAAAGGUUAUAGAAACCAAAUUCUUGUUCAGAACAAUAAAACACAAACUCCAGGUCUUCCAUACCCAAACUUCAAAUAUUUCGAAUAGACUGAUCCUAAUCAAAUCCCAAUCACACUAAUACGGCUGCGCAGCAUCAUAUUUGGAAUGACUUUAUACAACAAUAAACACAACUUUACAAUCAAUAAGCUCCUGAUUUUUAGCCAAAUUCUUUCUUCAUACAAGUAAAUGUAAAGAUUAAAAAAAAACUUAUCAUUUAAAGGAUUCUUGGUGGACAAUCACCCCAAAAUUCCGAAAUUAAUCAGUAACAAAAAUUGGUAAAACAAAAAAAACAUUUGUUGAAGCUCAUAAAUACUUUGAACUCUUUGAAGGGAAAUAUUACUCUUGUAUUAUGUACACCCAGGACUAUUUUUGUGAUUUAAUUUACUUACUUUUCCCUUUAUUCUUAUUUGUUAAUGUAUUUUACUGUUAUAAUUUUUCUUGAUUCGCUUUUUCUGUGUGUUAUUUUGAUUCAUCUUAGUUUUGUACCCGCAUGUGAGUGUUACUUUGUGGUUCGAGAGCUUUGAGUUUGCGGCGCUGUUGUGAAAGUCUGUAUGCCUUGAAGCUUUGUAAAUUUAAAUAAAGCAUUUAAAAAAAAAUAAAAGAAAGCUCCUCCUCUGUCAUGAUGGGCGUAUCCAACUGGAAGCGAAGAAAUAAGCUGAUUGGCUGAAUUUACAGUGAAAGCAUCUGAUUGGAGGAAUAGAUUCAAACUUGUUUGUGAGGAAGUAAAAAAUCCACUCCACCGACCGUCUUUGUGUCUGAGAGGAGAAAUGGCGCAGAAAGGAGUCGAUCUGGAUGAAGAAACCUUCAGCUGUUCCAUCUGUCUGGAUCUGCUGAAGGAUCCGGUGACUAUUCCCUGUGGACACAACUACUGCAUGAAGUGUAUUCGAGGAUUCUGGGACGGAAAGGAGAAAAUCUACAGCUGUCCUCAGUGUAGGAAGACCUUCAAACCGAGACCUGUUCUGGUGAAAAAUUUUAUGUUUGCAGCUUUAGUGGAGCAGCUGAAGAAGACUGGACUCCAAGCUGCUCCUGCUGAUCACUGCUAUGCUGGACCUGAAGAUGUGUCCUGUGAUUUCUGCUCUGGAAGAAAACUGAAAGCCAUCAAGUCCUGUUUGUUCUGUCUGGCCUCUUACUGUGAGAAACACCUUCAACCUCAUUUGGAUGAAGCUGCAUUCAAGAAACACAAGCUGGUGGAACCCUCCAAGAACCUGCAGGAGAACAUCUGCUCCAUUCAUGAUGAGGUGAUGAAGAUGUUCUGUCGUACUGAUCAGAAGUGUAUCUGUUUUAUCUGCUCUGUGGAUGAACAUAGAGGACAUGACACAGUCUUAGCUGCAGCAGAAAGGACUGAGAGGCAGAGAGAUCUGGAGGAGAGUCAACAACAAAUCCAGCAGAGAAUCCAGGACAGAGAGAAAGAGGUGAAGCUGCUUCAACAGGAGCUGGAGGCCAUCAAUCACUAUGCUGAUCAAACAUUGAAAGACACUGAGGAGAACUUCACUCAGAUGAUCAAUCUCAUCCAGAAAAGAAGCUGUGAUGUGAAGCAGCAGAUCAUAUCCCAGCAGCAAACUGAAGUGAGUCGAGUCAAAGAUCUUCAGGAGGAGCUGGAGCAGGAGAUCACUGAGCUGAAGAGGAGAGACGCUGAGCUGAAGCAGCUCUCACUCACAGAGGAUCACAGCCAGUUUCUGCUCAACUACCCCUCACUGCCACCACUCAGUGAGUCCACACCCUCAUCCAGCAUCAAUGUCCGUCCUCUGACAUACUUUGAGGAGGUGACAGCAGCUGUGUCAGACCUCAGAGACAAACUGCAAGACCUUCUGAGAGAGGAACGGACAAACAUCUCAGCGACAGUCACUUAUGUGGAUGUUUUACUGCCAGAACCAGAACCAGCAAGCAGAGCUGACUUCUUGAAAUAUGCAUGUCAAAUCACACUGGAUCCAAACACAGCAAACAAACGAAUGUUACUGUCAGAUGAGAACAGAAAGGUGACAUUUAAGGAACAACAUGAGUCUGAUUCUCAUCCAGACAGAUUUACUGAUUAUCUUCAGGUUCUGAGUAGAGAGAGUCUGACUGGACGUUGUUACUGGGAGGUGGAGAGGAGAGGAUUUGCUGUUUUUAUAGCAGUCGCAUACAAGGACAUCAGUAGAUCUGGAAAAGAAAGUAGAUUUGAUUUAAGUGACAAAUCUUGGGCCUUUUUUUGUUCUCCAAACAGAUUUUCAUUUUACCACAACGGUAUAAAAAACUCAAUCUCAGCUCGUGUUUCCUCCAGAAUAGGAGUGUACCUGGAUCACAGAGCAGGUCUUCUGUCCUACUACAGCAUCUCUGAAAGAAUGACUGUCCUCCACAGAGCCCAGACCACAUUCACUCAGCCGCUCUAUGCUGGAGUGUGGAUGAAUGAUAUUGUUGGAGACUCAGCAGAGUUCUGUAAACUCAAAUAGUUCCUGAAAGAAGUGAAAUGUUUGUUUUCAGUGAUUUGUCUGCUUUCCAUCAUUUUGAACUAAACUUUUUAACUGUUAAUAUUGUGUGGAGUCGUGUUUGUUCUCAGAAACAAAGAGAGAAAUGAGAAAUCUCAAGAAUGUGGAUUUGAGACAUUUUGAAGACUAAUCAAAAACUUUUUGGAGUAAAAUCUGUUUUCUUUUUUUUCUUUGAACUUUGCAAUUUGACUGUUUGAAUUCAAAUUUCACACAAAUGUUGUGUUCAUGUUUUUGUGUUAUGUGAACUGAAGGAAACUGCAACACAAAUGGAAUCAGUGACGUCACAGUCAAAGACUUUCUCUGUUUGUUCUACACAGAAACUACAAGAGAAAAAACUGAAGGAGGAGAUUGUGUUUGUAGAAAGAACAUUUACAUUUACUUUAUUUUUGCUUCAUUUCACAACUUUGGAUUGAAAACUUGUGUUUUCAUGUCUUUGUUCUUCAGAGAAAAGUUGUUGCUACUCAUGUGACAAUAAAAACAUCCUGAUUCUUA